UUCAGGACGUGUUUUAUAAUAAAAAUAUUUUCAAAAUCAAUGAGUUCUAGUGGUCAAAUGGUCAAAUUAUUAUUUAAUACAAUCAAAUUAACACUAAAUCGAAACUAUAAACGGAGAUUAUCAUCAAUACAAUUGUGCAGCAAAAUGAGUACCAAUACCACUCUUACGGAAUACAAAAGUGAAAUGAAAUCAUUCGAAGGAAUAUAUCCAACCAUAAUCGAUGCAGUGUGCAAAAAUUUCGGGCUCCAACAAAAUCCUUCAGUAGCUGUCUGGAUGAAAAAGAUCUUGGACUACAAUUUGCACGGUGGCAAGAAAGCACGUGGCUUAACGACUAUUCUCGCAUAUGAAACUUUGGAAAAACAAGACAACAUUAGUGUGGAAUCCCUAGAAAUUGUAAGAGCUUUGGGAUGGUGUGUGGAAAUGCUUCAAGCAUAUUCCUUAAUAAUGGAUGAUAUUAUGGAUGGAUCGACGACCCGUAGGGGUGUACCUUGUUGGUAUCGACUGCCUGAAGUCGGUAUGGGAGCUAUAAACGAUUGUAAUCUAGUUCAGUCGGCUAUGUAUGAAGUGAUUAGAGUGUACUGUGAGAAACUACCCACAUAUAAAGAGAUAGUGCAUUUAUUUAAUGAGACCCUCUUCUACGCUUCCAUUGGCCAACAUUUAGACUUUACGAUGGCACAUCGUAACAAGGACGAUUUCAGUCUAUUCACACCGGAGCGAUAUGCUGCAAUAGUAAAAUUUAAAACAGGAUAUUAUACAUUUAAACUGCCAAUAUUCUUGGGCAUGUUAGUAGCAAAUAAUAUGAACUCUGAUACCUAUAAGAGAGCUGAAACAAUCUGCUUGGAUUUAGGUUACUUAUUUCAAAUGCAAGAUGAUUUCCUGGAUUGCUUUAGUUCUGAGCAAGUCACUGGAAAGGCGGGAACUGACAUACAAGAGGGCAAAUGUUCUUGGCUAGCAAUUGAAGCGCUGAAGCGCUUUACUACUCCACAGCUUGAGGUGUUUAUAGAUUGCUAUGGAAGCCACGAUCCAGCGAAAGUAAAGCGCGUGAAGCAGCUUUAUGAGGAAUUGCAACUACGUGACGUGUAUCAAAGUGAAGAACGGCAAAGAUAUAACGCAAUUAUAAAAAUGGCGGAAGAAUUACCAUCUGAUGCGGGAGCAUUGCCAGAGUUGUUUAAAAAAUUAUUAGCUUUAACUUAUGAUAGGAAGAAAUAACUAUUAAUUUUCAAUCAAUCAUUACUUAAAAUAUUUGGGAAUACA
Molecule: messenger RNA, 1254 nt
Organism: Colias croceus (clouded yellow)
Lineage: Eukaryota; Metazoa; Arthropoda; Insecta; Lepidoptera; Pieridae
Product: farnesyl pyrophosphate synthase-like
Exons: 6
Coding region: 40-1209 (389 amino acids)
Biological process (GO): trans, trans-farnesyl diphosphate biosynthetic process
Cellular component (GO): cytoplasm
Molecular function (GO): dimethylallyltranstransferase activity; (2E,6E)-farnesyl diphosphate synthase activity
Source: RefSeq, a predicted model, not a curated record